Molecule: messenger RNA, 1804 nt
Organism: Juglans regia (Persian walnut)
Lineage: Eukaryota; Viridiplantae; Streptophyta; Magnoliopsida; Fagales; Juglandaceae
Product: tuberculostearic acid methyltransferase UfaA1-like
Exons: 14
Coding region: 1-1410 (469 amino acids)
Biological process (GO): lipid biosynthetic process
Molecular function (GO): methyltransferase activity
Source: RefSeq, a predicted model, not a curated record
AUGGCUGCUGUACGUAGUUUGCUGAAAGAGAGUUGUGCUCUUCUAAGCAAACCCAAACAAAUGUUGCCUUCUCUGAUAGAAGCUGGGGCUCGCCUCUUUGUCACGAGGUUCCUGAGAAGAUAUAUCUCCUGCGGACGUUUAAUAUUAAUGGAGGAAGGGGGCACAACAUUCAGUUUUGAGGGAAACAUGACAAAAUGUUCUCUUGAAACCGUUCUUAGAGUUCAUAGUCCCCAGUUUUACUGGAAGGUCAUGUCACGAGCUGAUUUAGGCCUUGCAGAUGCAUACAUUGAUGGUGAUUUUUCUUUCGCAGUUGAAAACGAUGGCCUUCUAAAUCUUUUUAUGAUUAUUAUUGCCAGUAGAGAUGCAAAUUCCUCAGCCACAAAAUCGAAGAAGACAAGCAGGGGCUGGUGGACUCCAUUGAUAUUCACAGCAGGCAUAGCAUCUGCAAAGGACUUUCUCAAUCAUUUUUUAAGGCAAAAUACCCUUACACAUGCUCGCAGGAACAUCUCUCGCCAUUACGACCUGAGUAAUGAAUUGUUUGCUCUGUUCUUGGAUGAAACAAUGACAUACUCGUCUGCUGUAUUUAAGAAGGAAGAUGAAGACUUGAAAGUUGCACAGCUGAGAAAAAUCUCUAUUUUGAUUGAAAAGGCAAGAAUUGAUAACAAGCAUCGAGUUCUUGAUAUUGGGUGUGGUUGGGGAAGCUUUGCCAUUGAAGUUGUCAAACAGACCGGGUGCAAAUACACAGGCAUCACUCUAUCUGAAGCGCAACUAAAAUAUGCGGAAAAGAAAGUGAAAAAUGCUGGCCUUCAGGACCAUAUUAGGCUUCUUCUUUGUGAUUAUCGCCAGGUGCCAGAUACCUACAAAUAUGACAGAAUUAUAUCUUGCGAGAUGAUAGAACAUGUUGGCCAUGAAUUUAUGGAAGAGUUUUUUGGUUGCUGCGAGUCAUUGUUAUCCGAAGACGGGAUUCUUUUUCUGCAGUUCUCAUCGAUGCCAGAUGAACGUUAUGAUGAGCACAAGAAAAGCUCAGACUUUAUAAAGGAAUAUAUAUUUCCCGGUGCAUGCAUACCUUCAUUAAGCAGGAUAACAUCAGCCAUGGCUUCUGCAUCCAGACUCAGUGUGGAGCACCUGGAGAACAUAGGGAAUCAUUACUACCAAACACUCCAAUGCUGGAGGAAAAAGUUUAUGGAAAACCAGAGCAAAAUCGUUGCUCUCGGCUUUGAUGAAAAAUUUAUAAGGACGUGGGAAUAUUACUUUGAAUAUUGCGCAGCUGGUUUUAAGUCGCGUACACUUGGAGAUUAUCAGAUUGUAUUCACACGUCCUGGCAAUGUUGCUGCAUUCAGCAAUUCAUAUCAAAGUGUGCCAUCGGGAGUUGAUUCUGUUCCCGAUGGAGAUACCGAACCUUCAUAUUAAUGGCAGGAGUUGGUCAUCUUCCCCAAGUAGAUCAAAGAUUGCACUUGGAUGCUAUCUUCCAUUUCACUUAAAAUGAAGAAAGAUCUUUUAUCCCGACUGAGACUAAAUAAAAUUAAUGUAAUUUAGUUCACGUAUGUAAUGAGAAGAUAUCAUCUAAAACCCACCAGAACAUGUUGGCCUUCUCAACCGUUAGCAACAACAAUCAAACGGUUGGAUUUACCACAUCGGCACACAAAUUUGCCUCAAUAGCCAAGAUAAGAAAGAGACAACUUGGAAUCAGAAUCUCCCCCGCUUUCACUAAGCAGUAACCCAACAGCCCAAAACACGGGUGAGAGCUUUUCCCAUCAACACCACAUUAUACGAAUAAUAAAAAAGAAAAUGCAUGCUUAUAGAU